This is a messenger RNA of Danaus chrysippus (African queen), 1113 nucleotides long. The record is from the annotation of a GenBank genome assembly. NCBI's taxonomy places the organism in Eukaryota, Metazoa, Arthropoda, Insecta, Lepidoptera, Nymphalidae.
AUGCGUAGACACAUUAUAUGUAAUCAGAAUGGGAAAGAAUAUGCUUUCACUGCCUAUAAAAGUCUGAGACGGGAAUCAAAGUUGAUCUUAUUCCAACGAACGUUUCACUCCGUAACGGAGAAACGAUCUCAGCAUCACGACGGUGAGAACAGCAUGACUAUCGUCACAGAAAAGAAGAUAGAAGAUGACGCAUCGGAAUCUUCUGGAGGGGAGAACGUUGAUAUAGAAGACAAGUCUCUACCGAUAGUAGGCACACCCUUAGAUCCAGUAGACUCCGAGGGACAUUCAGCCCAGUGUUCAUGCCCCAACUGUGACGAAGUUCUAUCCAGAUUCUCAGAAUGCAGCAUUUGUCUAGAACCUUUACAGUGCUGCGGUCCGUGCGUCUGUCCCUGGUGCGGAGGAGUGUGGUGUGUGAGGUGUUCCAGACGUAUGUCAAGGUGUGCGUGGUGUCGGAGCAAUCUCAGAACACCAGCGACCCCCUGCCUCGCGCUACAACGCCUCAUCAACGAUCUGAUGCUACCGUGCAGGAAUUACAGACGAGGUUGCACGGAACUUUUGACAUCUAGUACCAGAGUAAAACACGAAGAGGAGUGCAAACAUGACACCAUGAUCUGCCCCAUCACAGCGACAUGCUGCACCGUCCCCUUCGAAGAACUAUCCGCCCACCUUCAGGCCAACCACAAUAUAAUAGCAGUCUAUUCGCAGAAAAUAAAAAUAUUAAUAGAAAACUUCCAAACCAAACUCAAGAAAACCGCGUGCUGUAGAACUAAAUAUAAAAUCAUUUUGCUCUACCAGAAGAGCGCUUUCAUCAUCAAAGUAUGCAUAUACAAUUACCACGUGAAAGUGGAGGUCAUGAGACGGAAACUCGGCUACAUAGCUGAUGUCAAGUCUGAAUCUAAGAAGAGCGAUUACUGUGCAGUCAUCGAGUUCCAGAGUAAGGCUUUGUGUACCAAAACAGCAAUUCUCAUCGAGAACGAGGCUUACAGCAAGAAAGCUGAGGUCCAAUGGAACGACGUGAUACUGAAGUCAGAAAACGACGAGGCGAUAACGAUUCAUGUGAACAUCGGUAAAACUGAAUCAGAGCCUAUAAAAAAAGAAAUCUCUGAAUCAUGA